Messenger RNA from Mercurialis annua (annual mercury), 1162 nucleotides. RefSeq names its product NAC transcription factor 29-like. The coding region runs from base 138 to 1049 and encodes 303 amino acids. The transcript is spliced from 3 exons. Gene Ontology annotation, biological process: regulation of DNA-templated transcription. The record is from RefSeq and is a predicted model, not a curated record. Gene Ontology annotation, molecular function: DNA binding. NCBI's taxonomy places the organism in Eukaryota, Viridiplantae, Streptophyta, Magnoliopsida, Malpighiales, Euphorbiaceae.
AAAGAUUUCCACUUAUAUAUAACAUCUGCACAGUGCUUAUGCUACUAUGAUCCCCUUUUGAUCGAUAUUAUCGGAAACUAUUUCAUUAAUUAUUGUUUCUCAAUAUCAUCGCCAAAAAAUAAUUUUUAUUUUUCUGAAUGGAGGCCAAACCGAAAUCAGAUAUUCAUCUUCCUCCUGGAUUUAGGUUCCAUCCAUCUGAUGAGGAGCUGAUAGUGCACUACUUAAACAACAAAAUUGCUUCAAAUCCUCUUCCUGCUUCUGUUGUUGCUGACUUAGAUCUCUAUAAGUACAAUCCAUGGGACUUACCAAAGAAAGCUUGUUUUGGCAAAGAGGAAUGGUAUUUCUUUACACCAAGAGACAGAAAAUAUCCUAAAGGAGCAAGGCCUAAUAGGACAGCAGCCUCGGGUUAUUGGAAGGCCACCGGAACUGAUAAACCGAUUGUUACAUCAGGGGGUAUGAGUAGUAUCGGAGUAAAGAAGGCGCUUGUGUUCUAUAAAGGACGACCUCCUAAAGGAAUUAAAACUAACUGGAUCAUGCAUGAAUAUAGAUCGCUUGAUUCAGAUUCGACCUGGCAUGCUAAGAAAACAGACUCCAUGAGGCUAGAUGAUUGGGUGCUAUGUCGAGUUAGACAAAAAAGCUGCUUUACAAAAAGCACUUGGGAAGAUCAAAACGAUGAUCCAAGUUCUGAAUCUCCAACCGCUGCAAAUUACUUCCCGGAACAGAACCAAAUGAUUAAAACCUAUGAUUACCCAAUGUUGCCUUACAUUUUCGCCUCUCAAGAUUUUACUUACAUUGACAAAGCCUCGUCCAGUGAUAAGAAUAAUAAUCUUCAAUUCUCACUUGCUUGUUUCGACAAUAUGUUUAAUCCGCAAAAAAGAAAGCAUAAGAGUUGUAUCCUACCAACCAAGAAGAUUAUAAAAGGAGCAGUGACUACUAUAGAAAGCGGAGGAACCAGGUUAGAUGAAAUGGUCAGUAACAGUCAUGUUGAAUGGAAUUCUCUCAUGCAGUAUCAACAGCUUCAUCACUUGGCCUUCACAGGAAGUGAAUAGAGCAACUACCAAAAUGAUAGGCAUUUGUAAAUAUGUUUAUGUAUAAUGUUUAAUUACAUACUGUUUAAUUAUAAUUAGAUCUCUGAUGUAUAUAUACAUAUACAUUUGUGAUA